This is a messenger RNA of Aspergillus sclerotioniger CBS 115572, 1068 nucleotides long. RefSeq names its product putative NAD binding Rossmann fold oxidoreductase. Gene Ontology annotation, cellular component: cytoplasm. Gene Ontology annotation, biological process: NADPH regeneration. The record is from RefSeq and is a predicted model, not a curated record. Gene Ontology annotation, molecular function: nucleotide binding; oxidoreductase activity. NCBI's taxonomy places the organism in Eukaryota, Fungi, Ascomycota, Eurotiomycetes, Eurotiales, Aspergillaceae. The transcript has 2 exons. Bases 1 to 1068 code for a protein of 355 amino acids.
AUGCCUAUCCAAAAGCUCAAAGUCGGUAUGGCUGGCCUAGGCCGGAUCGGCAAGGUCCAUGUCAAUAACUUCCUACACCAAACCCCUCGUGCCGACCUUGUUGCAGCCUUCUCUCCGGACCCGGCCGAGAUUGCAUGGGGCCGACAAAACUUGGAGCCCUAUGGAGUCACAUUAUAUGAUAACUACGAUAAGAUGCUAGAGCACCCUGGCUUGCAGGCGGUGGUCAUCGGUACAGCUACAUCUGUGCAUGCUGAAGAAACGAUGAAAGCCAUUGACCAUGACUUGCAUGUUCUCUGUGAGAAGCCAUUGUCUAUUGAUGUUGAAGUGUGUAAAGCUGUCGCUCAGAAGGCCAAGACCAAGCCGCAUUUGAAGGUCAUGUGUGGCUUCUCGCGGAGGUUCGAUGAGUCUUACCGCGAAGUUUACGACAAGAUUAGCCAGGGUCUGAUUGGACGGCCCUCAAUCGUUAGAAGCCAGACUUGUGACAAAUACGACCCAUCGGGAUUCUAUGUCGCUUACGCUGCAUGGUCGGGUGGUGUGUUCGUGGACAUGUCUGUGCAUGACAUUGACCUCACAUUGUGGUUCAUGGGUGAGGACUCAGUCCCCAAGAGCAUAUCCGCCCAUGGCAUCACCGCUGUCCAGCCGGAGCUGAAGAAGUACAAGGACUACGACAACGCCGUUGGCAUUGUUGAGUUCCACAACGGCAAGAUCGCCUACUACUACUGCUCACGGAUGAUGCCCCAUGGUCAGGAAGAUACGACCGAGGUCAUUGGCACGGAGGGGAAACUGUCAGUCAACAUCAACCCUCAACGCAACUUUGUAAAUUACUACCACUCCGGGGGCAUCACCCGCGAGGUCCCUGCGAACUUCCACGGGCGCUUCGGGGGAGCCUUUGUGAGGGAAGCAAAUGAAUUUACUGCCAGCUGCCUGGACAACACACCCCUGCCGCUCAAGCUGUCCAAUGCGGUCAAAGCGGUUGAGAUUGGCGCUUAUCUCCAGGAGGCGUUGGUGACAGGGAAGCAGAUCCAUUUCGACGAGAUUGGCCGGAGGAUCGAGAAGGCGCAGCUGUAG